Molecule: messenger RNA, 1446 nt
Organism: Mesocestoides corti
Lineage: Eukaryota; Metazoa; Platyhelminthes; Cestoda; Cyclophyllidea; Mesocestoididae
Source: the annotation of a GenBank genome assembly
AUGCUUCCUGGCGUAAUCAAGGAUGGGCCUUUCGCAGAUUCUUUAAGCCGCCUUCAAAAGUCAGCUGUGUGCUCUGUCGCCACAAUUUCUGGCAGUUCACCGGCAUUUCGGCGUUCCAAGCCGCUUGCUGUUGGCAUUUGUAACCUCGACGUUGCUGAAGCAACGGCUUCUUUUGCCAAGGGCAAACUUGUUCUAAUCCUUCAUACAGCAGGAGAUAAGCUCUUUGAACUUUGUCCGCCCCACAUUCUACCAUCUUUCAAACUUGGAGACGCGGCGGAACUGAAGUUUGGCGAUUCACAGAUCCCCGUGGAGCUGUCUACCGUAAUUUCCGAUGACUUAUCUUCCGAUCACCUAGACAUCGAACAGCUAUCACAGGCUUGUGGGGAUGCGUCUGUUGCCUCGGCAGAGCCCACAUCAGACGAACUGCUUAUGACCUGCUUUGUUUACGCUCUAAGUCUGUUGAAACCAACAGACUUGCCUCUUACCGUUAAUGUUUUCUACGCCAAGUACAUGAAGACUGAGUGCCCCGACGGGUCGAAACUGGACAUUAAAAAGACAUCCUACAAAAAGGUUGGUGUCUUUCUUGAGAAGAUGGCGGAAGAUGGUCUAAUCGAGCUGGAACGAGUUGGCGAGGGUAUUGUACGUUUGACGGCUUUCCACAAUGACCACCCCACGUUCAAGGAAUUGUCUCAAAACAUGCCUCAGUUGGCGGCAAAAGCCGACGAAGCCGAUGUGGAAUCGACCUACUCGAAGUCCGCCGUAGGCAACUUCUAUUUUGGACCUCCAGUUCUUGAAGAAGUUCGAUAUAUCACCUCCAAGGUCGCGCCUUUUUUCGCCGCCUCCGGCUACAGCUCUGGUGAUGUCAUCGCACAAGCGGAAAUUUGUCGUCUUGCUGGAGCCUACAUCGACUCGAAGAUGCUGCGGAGUAGUGAAGACCGAAGUCUCCUCAACCUGGACGCUCUGCUAACGCGUGUCUGUGAUCCAAAUCUCCUGAGAGAAGCACCCACCAGCACCCUCGGCAACCCGUGCUUCCAGAUCACCUUCCAGGACCUGAUCACCUCGCUGACGAAGGGCCUAAACGUCGCCUUUAGGCUAAUCUACCCGCCACAAAGUGGUCUCAAGCCCCUCACUACUCAAAAGCCUCCGAAACUGAAGAUAUCCGAGGCCAAGCAAAACGGCAAAGAUGUUACGCGCGUUGGGAAUCUGGCCGACUUCGGUAUCAACCCCAAGUCCUUCGCUCGGUACGUCCAAACGAAGUUAGCAUGUUCCGCUAGCCUCAUCGAUGACCCGACUUGUCGAAAUGCAGUCGUCGUUCAAGCCCAAGGUAGUCAUCGCAUCGCCUUGUCGAAGAUGCUAACGGAAACCUUUGGUCUUUCAAAAAACUGGAUUGAUGGUUAUGUGGAGCCGAAAAAGACCAAGGCCAAGGGUGGUCGAAAAGGAUGUUGA